Molecule: messenger RNA, 1381 nt
Organism: Galdieria sulphuraria
Lineage: Eukaryota; Rhodophyta; Bangiophyceae; Galdieriales; Galdieriaceae
Product: myb domain-containing protein isoform 1
Exons: 2
Coding region: 41-1351 (436 amino acids)
Source: RefSeq, a predicted model, not a curated record
UGUCAUAUUACGGAGGAUAGUUUGUGUCCAUAGCAACUUUAUGGACUCUUCGAUAGAGGACGCAACAAGUGAAGAGCCAAAAUCAAGUAGUUUUCCCAGUAGUAGUCAUGAAUUUUCUCAAGUGCAGCAAACUUUGGAAAGCGUGCCACCAACCAAAGAUAAAUUGUCUCUUGUUGAACCUGUGACACAAACAGCUACAGUGUCUACCGUUGUUACUACUGUCAGUCCGAGCGUAACAAGAUUGCCAGUUGAAGGAGAACUUGAGGGUACAGUCUCUAGCAAUACUCUUCAAACAACAGUUGUAACAACCGUUGGAAAUACGUCAGUUGUACCCACUGCUGCUUCUGGAGUUGCAGCAGUUUCCAUAGCAGCAGCAGCUCAACAAAGAGAUCCUAUCCAUUCUUGCACGACUCCUAGUACCAGUGCUAUACAGGAUGCGUUACUUGAGAGCACCGAAAGACCUGUCUCUUCUAAUAGCUCAAGAGUAUCGCCUCAUAAAAAUGUUUCGUUAUCUCAAGAGGCACCGUAUGUUACCGACAAGGACAAUAUUAAAAGGGAGAAUCAGCAGCUAAGGGAAGCAAUUGAAGGUAUUCGAUUGAAACGAGAGAGAUUUCGCCUUCUUACUGACAAAAUGAAGAAAGAAGUUAAAAGACAGUUGCAUCUUAUUUACAAAUACCGUAGUUUCUUGAUAUCAACGUUUGAAAAUAGGCCGAUUCAUGGGUUUCAACAAAUUAUUGAAAAGAUGAGAGUCUAUUCAUCAGGUUCUAUUCCAGAUUAUACUGAAGCACUAUCAAAUUCAAGUGGUAUGGAAAGAAAGAAGCAACGUAUGCCCUUAGAAACAUACAACUUAAAAAGUACUGCAGAUGCAAAGGCAUUCGUUACAGAUUCGAGUUUUCGUGCAACUGCAGCUUCUUCUGCUGCAGUAUAUACGAGAUAUCUUGACAAAGAACCGCGUGAAAUGGAUUCUUCCUCGAUUGCCUACUUUGAUAGACCAUUAGUUGGAAAUGUCGAGUCCCAAGAGAAGAGUGACCGAAAAGUUAAAGGAAAUGAAGAUAAAUGGCAAAAUUUAGGAGGAAAGGGUCGUUCCAACUUGUGGACUCCAGAGGAAGAUGCAUUGUUUAUGAAAGCAUUCAAACAAUAUGGCACGAAAUGGAAGCAAAUUCAAAAAGUUUUGCCUAAUAAAUCUCGUCAACAAAUUCAAAGCCAUGGUGCUUAUCUUCUCCGACUAGGCAAAUUGAAUAAGGAGCUAAUUCGAAGAGGAAAUAAACAAGUAAAUUCUUGGCAUGAUAAGCAGGAAUGCAAUGAUGAUUCAAAGCAGUUUAUCAACACUUAUGAAAGUGAUGACGUUUGAUUUUGUCUUUAAAAUGCCACAGUAUUGUGU